Molecule: messenger RNA, 2903 nt
Organism: Phascolarctos cinereus (koala)
Lineage: Eukaryota; Metazoa; Chordata; Mammalia; Diprotodontia; Phascolarctidae
Gene: ASB16
Product: ankyrin repeat and SOCS box containing 16
Biological process (GO): intracellular signal transduction; protein ubiquitination; positive regulation of protein catabolic process
Molecular function (GO): protein binding
Source: RefSeq, a predicted model, not a curated record
CAGCUCUAGCAGUGAAGAAACGCUGAAGGCAGAGAGCUCUGCAUAGGUUUGAAACAAAUAGAGGCCUUUAAUCCCCUGCACCAGAGCACAGUAGGGUGUAUCAGAGGGGGGGUGCUCAAAUUCCUAAGGCCAUCCAACAAGUUGGAUUGCCCUUGGUUAUAUUAGGCUCCUGCUAUGUCUAGGAUGACUGUGAAAGAUGCCUCCCUCACUUUAGGAGAACUGGCAGAGGCCGGAUCGCUGAUCCCUGUACUGACACCGAUGCUGUUUCUUGGCGUCAUUCCUCCCUCUAGGGAUGUCUAAGUAAAGCUGCCAUCCCCAUGGGGAGAGGUGUUUGCUGUACCACUUCCUUGAAUGUUAGAAAGAUACCAAGUCCAACCCAAGCAGGGAUAUACUCUAAACUAUCCCCCCAAUAAGUGGUCAUCCACUGUCUGCCUGAAGACUUUAUGUUCUACUUUUGGACAAUUUUCUACCUUCAUAUCACUUCCCAGGCACCUGGGAGCUCCCAGGGGAGGAGAUCAAACUUGCCGAUUUGUGGGGGCUAGGAGCUUGGCUGAGGGAGAGGAGAAUGGACUGCUCUUUGGCCCUUUUCAGGUUCUUAUUUGUCCCCUGGCUUAUUGCCUGGGCUAGAGGGAGAAUGGAAGGGAAGGAGAUAAGAGCAGACAGUGGCUAACUGCUGGCCUUCUCCUUCUAAGUCCCUGUAGUGAAGGAAACUUCACUAGGUUUUGUGCUCUUGCCUGUGUGGAGGCUGGAGGCAUGUCUCCUCUUGCUAACUCUGGUGACUGAUUCCAUCUCCCUUUACUUCCUGGGUCUGUCAGUCAUCCAAACAACUGAUGAAUGGAGCCUCCUCUGACGAGGAAGACCCAGGCUGCUCGAUUUCAUAUCCUUCCACCCAAACGCUCAUCUGGGACCUUCUGUACAUCCCAGUAUGGAAGUGAACAUGUUAAUAAGACAGCAUGGCCUCUGGAGGGGGCUCAGGCCCAAGUUUUUCUCCACUGGGACCAUGACGCUGCACAAAACCUGUUGAUCAGAUUGCCAGGGAGGCCUAUUUAUAUCCUCAGCUGCUCCUGAACGAACAGCUUUAGCAAGGGGGGGGCUUCUCAGAGCAGAGAAAGUAAUGUUGUAUGAGCCCAGCAUUGCCUGGGCACCCGCUCGCAUAAAUUGGGUCCACUACAGCAUGGCAAGGGAGACUUUCCCCUUCACUUCUUCCACUUUGCGCUCACUUCGCCUGCAGCAAGAAUGGCUAGAAUGGGAAGAUCGGCGCCGGGCAGCUGCCUGGCAGCGCUACAACCGGAGGUGCCCCCCAAGCACCCGGACCCCACUUACCCGGACUCCCCGCUGUUGCCGGGAUCCAGCUGUCCAUAAUGCCCUGUUUGUGGGUGAUCUGCAACGGAUCCAGGCCCUGUUCCAGGAUGAAGCAACAGCCAACAUGAUUGUGGAGACUGUCAGUGACCAGCUGGCAUGGUCGGCUGAACUGGGCCUCUGGGUACUGACCCCAAGGACCAAGCAGACGACCCCAUUACAAAUUCUGGCAGCCCGAGGCUACACCAGCUGUGUCCGCUACCUGAUCCUGCAGGGUGCUGAUCCGGAUGCCCGAAUCGGGGGGCAGACAGCCUUGCAUGAGGCCUGUGCCCAGGCCCAGCUAGACUGUGUGAGGUUGCUUCUUGACUUUGGAGCCAAUGCUAAUACACUGUCAGAGGAAGGCAUGGCUCCCCUCCACCUCUGUACUACCCCUGAGUCUUUACGAUGUGCCAAAUUACUGCUGGAAAUGGGAGCAUCUGUGAACCUGGCCUCAAGGGAAAGUAAGGUCACGCCCUUGCAUGUGGCUGCUGGUCGGGGCUUGGAAGAACAUGUAGCCUUGUACCUGCAGUAUGGGGCUGAUGUGGGCCUGUGUACAGGCCAAGGCGAGACUGCCCUCAACUCAGCCUGUGCUGGGGCUGAAGGCCCAGGACGACGGCACGAAGGGGUAGUCCAGCGGCUCCUGGAGGCUGGGGCAGAUCCCCGGGCAGCAGGCCGGAAGCGCCACACCCCACUCCACAAUGCCUGUGUCAAUGGUUGUGAGCGUCUGGUGGAACUGCUGCUGCAUCAUGGGGCAAAGGCUGAUGCUCCCAAUGGGGCUGGACAUACACCCAUGGACUGUGCUCUACAGGCAGCUGAGGACAUCCCCAACAGGAAGCCUGAGGUCCUCAUCUCUGCCCUGCUGGACUAUGGGGCUCAGCCCAUCCGCCCAGAGAUGUUGAAGCUGUGUGCUUCAUCUCCACAAGGCCUGGAAGUCAUGCUCAAUGCCUACCCUUGUGUUCCACCUAGUGAAACCUGGGCUGAGGCUGUGCCCCCCGAGCUGUGGCAGGUAUGUGUGACAGUGUGUCUCUCCUGUGGGCUCAGCCCUAUGCAAGGCACAAGGGAAGAGAUGGAGGCCUUAUCUCCAGAGACACUCCCACCCACCCCGAGAGACAAGACACAGAGCUCUGACCAUCAGAGCAUGAAGCCUUCUACAACUCAGCCUUCCAAAUGGCAAACCAGCCGCGGCAGCUGCAGCACCUGGCCAGGCAUGCCCUCCGGAGCUAUCUCAGGAAUCGCUGUCGCCUUGCUGUGUCCCAGCUUCCACUGCCCCCUGCCCUGAAGGACUACAUGCUCCUUCGAAUUGAGGGGACCAUUCAGUGAGCUUGAGUUGGGGUAGGUGCCGGAUGCCCAGGUCCUGUUUGUGGCUGUAUUACCCUCCCUUCUCACUUAGAAGAAGGAGUUCUUGGAGGGCAGUGGUUUUUAGCCUUUUAAGCCCAUGGGACCACUCAAAUAGAGCAAAGGACAUCAUGGAAAACCUCCCCCCAACCCCAUUUAAAAAAAAAAGGCUACAGUUAAUGGGAAGGAUGUUCAACAGGAGUUUUUAUUAAACACAAGCAAGUAACAUA